Passer montanus (Eurasian tree sparrow) is the source of this 13624-nucleotide messenger RNA. RefSeq names its product cyclin dependent kinase 6 (gene CDK6). Gene Ontology annotation, molecular function: cyclin binding; cyclin-dependent protein serine/threonine kinase activity; ATP binding. Gene Ontology annotation, biological process: regulation of cell population proliferation; cell dedifferentiation; regulation of G2/M transition of mitotic cell cycle. The transcript is spliced from 9 exons. Bases 606 to 1586 code for a protein of 326 amino acids. Gene Ontology annotation, cellular component: cyclin-dependent protein kinase holoenzyme complex; cytoplasm; nucleus. The record is from RefSeq and is a predicted model, not a curated record. Lineage: Eukaryota; Metazoa; Chordata; Aves; Passeriformes; Passeridae.
GCUCCCCGGGGGCCGCCGGCCGCGAUUUUUAUUUCGCGUUUUCCUUUUCCCCGGGCAGGGUGGGGGCGGGAGGAGCGGGCUGGGGGACGAGUGCGAGCUCCUUCUGCGCCAAGGUGCAGCCCGGCGGCGGCGGCGGCAGGAGGAUGCGAGCCGAGGGCGGCCGAGCCGCGGAUCAGCUACCUGUGUGGCCCGGGCGGCCGCUGCCGGGACCUGCCGGAGACACCGCCAUGUGAAGGGGCAGACCCCAGGCCGGCUCUCCACCCCGCCUCGCUCAAUGGGAGGUGCUUUGUUUCUUGCAAUGUGUUCAUGAUCUGUUCAUGAAGGGCUUAGCACAGGAGAGAGCAGACCAAGAUUUGUUUGGCUUUACACAGGCAAUGCUCCCAAAGACUGUAUGAUAAUUCCUGGUGGCCAAAAGCGGAGGCGCAUUGUGGCCAGUACAGAAAAGGAGCAAGAACAGGAGGGCAAGAGCUUCCCGCUGCCUCUGUGGCAGAGGUACCAAGUGCGUGGCCUGUCUGCAUCCCAGCAAAGUACUGGUUUUCAGAAAGUGAGUGAGACUGAGAGCCACCUUGAGGCACUUGGAGAGGAGGAAGAGGACUGGUGCCAGCAUGGAUAAGGACAGCACAAACCUGGCUGACCAGCAGUACGAGUGUGUGGCUGAGAUUGGGGAAGGAGCCUACGGGAAGGUGUUCAAAGCCCGAGACUUGAAGAACGGCGGUCGCUUUGUUGCGCUGAAGCGGGUACGGGUGCAGACCAGCGAGGAGGGCAUGCCGCUGUCCACCAUCCGAGAGGUGGCAGUUUUGAGGCACCUGGAGACAUUCGAACACCCCAACGUGGUCAGAUUGUUUGAUGUGUGCACCGUGUCACGAACAGACAGAGAGACCAAGUUAACAUUAGUGUUUGAACAUGUGGAUCAAGACUUGACUACUUACUUGGAUAAAGUUCCAGAGCCCGGAGUGCCUACUGAAACUAUAAAGGAUAUGAUGCUUCAGCUGUUUCGGGGACUGGAUUUUCUGCAUUCACAUCGAGUGGUGCAUCGGGAUCUGAAACCCCAAAAUAUCCUUGUAACCAGCAACGGGCAGAUAAAGCUAGCUGACUUUGGCCUUGCACGAAUCUACAGUUUUCAGAUGGCUCUUACCUCAGUGGUUGUUACUUUGUGGUAUAGAGCUCCUGAAGUCUUGCUUCAGUCCAGUUAUGCAACAGCAGUUGAUCUUUGGAGUGUUGGCUGCAUAUUUGCAGAAAUGUUCCGUCGAAAACCACUCUUCCGUGGAAAUUCAGAUGUUGAUCAACUAGGAAAAAUCUUUGAUGUAAUUGGACUCCCAGAAGAAGAGGACUGGCCUAAUGAUGUUGCCCUUCCAAGAAAUGCUUUUACUUCCAGACCCGCACAACCUAUUGAGAAAUUUGUACCAGACAUUGAUGAAGUAGGCAAAGACUUGCUUCUUAAAUGCUUAGCGUUCAACCCAGCCAAAAGAAUAUCUGCAUAUGUUGCCCUCUCUCACCCAUAUUUCCAUGAUCUGGAGAAGUUAAAGGAGAAUCUGGACUGUCACGUGUCAUCCAGCCAAAACUCCAGUGAGGUGAAUGCAUCAUAAGUGCUGACUGAAGAUGAACCAUAAAUGAACAAGACAUGUAGCUGACAAGGCCACUGUCCCAUGCAAACCACAUAGCUGUCCUAGCAAGAUCAUUAUUUGGAGGUUUUAUGCACUUAUCUUUUAUUUUGGGAUUGUGAUGUGCUUAUCCAUGGAAAUCAAUCUAGUUUACUUUUAUCAGAGCAAUGCAAGGGCCAGGGCUUCGACCUGCUCCUGUUGCAGCUUUAUGUUUGUUUUGGUUUUGUUUUGUUUAUCUACCUGGGAAAACUCCAGACGAAGAGAAGCUGCUGACCAGUUUUGCUGCCAUUUUAUCCUUCUAAUAUUGAAUGCUGCCAGUGUUUGAUGAUCGAGUCACUGCCAAAAUAUGAUGCAACCUCUCUCUCUCUCUAGCUGCUGAAGCAUGAUUUGGUACUUUAUUAUUGUUAUUCUGUGAUCUUUAAAGAAUGGCAUUGAAAUACCAGAUCUCUGCAACCUGCAGUUAACUGAUACAUGCAUUAAUACAUCCAGCUACUGUUCACUCAUAGCAGAUAUGCAGGUGCUUCCCCACUUGAAAACCUGGAUGAAUUAAUUUAUCAUUUUGUUGCUCUAUAAAAAUAACAGUGAUGAUGAUGAUCAUAAUAAAUGUCUCAGCUUUUAGGUUUUUUCAUACACAAACGAGUUAUUAUCUAGCUAUGUUUGUGUGCAUGUUUCAAAAAACUGUCCUGUUCUUACUAUUUCGGUUUCCAAAUGGUCUUUCUGUGUUGAAAUGCAGACACGUUUAGUCCAUCAUCUAACCCAUCAUUCCCCUCUGGAAACAGCUGCAAGCAUAUUUUCUUCAUCUCAUUCCAAAUAAUUUUCUGAUGUCCAGCUCAAAGACAUGAGCAGAGCCAAUGAAAAUCAAUACAGAUUUUCACCUUCAACCUGUUCUCAUUGUCAGCCAAAAACAAAAAUAGAAGAAAUAUUUCUAGUUCAGAAGCAAGAGAAUCCUAUACCUGUAAUAAGCGCAGAGCAGUUUUUGUGCUUCUGUACUCUGUAUACUGUGCUGCCUUACCUGCAAUACCCCCCAAUGCAUCACAAGUGCAUGAACAUUAAUGCUCAAAAUCCCUCACAUGUCACUUACUAAGCAGGCUUGUUUUCUAUGCAGAAAUGCAUGACCUUGUCUCCUAAACCACCAUGUGGGGAUACUAGCACAUGCCUCUCCACUAAGGUUAAUGUGCCAUUAUUGAAUGUCAAAAUAACUAAGCAAUUUACUUGUCUUUAUAGCACAGUUAUUUUAAAUAUUACCUGAAAUUUUUAUAUUUAGUGUUUUUACCUUAACUAAAAUAUAUUUUCAGUAUUUUGAAAAGAAACUUUUAUUUUUUUAAUACUGUACUGGGGAAAAAGAAAUAUUUUAAAUCCAUAAAAUCUGUUCUCUAGCUGUUCAGUGCAUUUACUUGGGCAUGACUUGGGGGAAAAUAUUGGUCCAAUGAGUAUAACUGAUGCUAAGUGAGGCAGCCAGCUUUGCUUACUCCUGUGACAGUCCCUUAGGCUUCUCUCUUCGUCAUGUCUAUUUCAUCUUGUCUAGGUGGUGAGCCAGCAUUAUAUCCUUGUGCAUGGCAUGCUUGGCAGAAGCAGGUCCUUAGCAGUGAGUUGGGCAAUGUAACUUUUCCAGCUGUGACAGGGAACUUGCAGCCAUCUCACGGGCAGGUCUCUCACUCCUGUGGCAAACUUCACUGUUAACUCCGUUUCAGGUAUCUGUGCUCUCUGGGUCAUGGUCCUCUGCUAGGAUAGUACAUGGGUCUUAUCUGUCUCCUGGAUAAAGCUUUUUGUUACUGUUAGACAUUUCAGUGUGUGAUACAUGGUUAAAUUAGGUUUACUUUAAACAAGCCAGAUUUUAAAAGGACCACUUGCAUGCUUGCAUGCAGUGGCCUGUGCUUUUCUUUAAACCCAAAAUGAGCCUAUGCAAAACUUAACCAGCAUGCACAGGCAAGUUGCAAAUUAGGCCUGGAAAGAGCAUGCACAAAGCAUCUGCACACAGAGAUAUCACAGAUCUGUAACGUCAGAAUUUCGGAAGCUCUGUGAGCAGGAAGCUGAAGGCCAGGAAGCUGUCACAGCAGCAAACCUUCUAAUCUUGGCCUUGCCUUUGUCAUUCUCUUUGUUCCUACACCCAAAGGGAACUGCAGACCUACUGCACUGGUGUUGUCCAAACCCUAUUCCUGUAUGGGUUGGUGGACCCAAGUGUGAAUAAUUUUUAAAAUUCACAGAGAAGGAUAGGCCAGAGUGAAUUUUUUGCUAGAGGUUUUUAAACACUAAGUAGAACAAAAAACAGAGCAAAAAGUCUGGAGACUCUUGCAACAUAGUAAUUAGAAAAGUGUUUUACUGAGUUUAGCACUUUUGAAAACAUUCCACAUUUUAAGUAGCAUGGAGCUAUCUGUCACACAUACCUUAUCAGGGCAUUCAGCUGGUGUGCCUUCCCAGCAACUGCUCAGGGAACUCUCCCAGAGCUCUCCACCAACUAAUACAGGGUGAAAAUAUAGAGGAGGAGAUGAUAUUUUCCAAAUUAGGCUUAAAACUCGCAGAUAGAAAUGUGCAUCUGUUCCAUGUAAGAAUCUGUUCUAUUAAGCUUAGCAAAGCUAAAGAAUAGAGGAUAUGGUUGCUGAAUGUAGAUACAUUAUUAGGGUAAAAACAGAAAGGAGCAGAGAGAAUACCUAAAGCCAAAGGUUAGUGUUGGCCCAAAAACUAAUGAGAAUGUGGAAAUCACCAGGAAUUUAACUACUGGAGCAGUAUUUCCCAAUCAUAGUAUCAAAGAGCUAAGCAGCAGAGAAAAACAGGGGCUGGCUUAUGGAGUCAGAGGCAGAGCUUCUGCAACAUGGUGCUGUAUGUUGUCUAAUAUAGUAGGAUCAGGUUAUAAAUGAGAGUAUUCAGGAGAACAGUUUGCAAAGGGCUGCAUUAAUGGUCACAUUCUGGAACAUCUUUCCAGUGGGAAUGGCAGGAACAAAACCAAGAAAUCUAAGAAUCUUGGCAGGGUUAGGGAAAAUAUUUCUCUAAUGGGGUCCUUGUGGUAGCAAGGGCCUGGAUUCAAAGGACCAACAAUUUUUCAAAUUACCUCCUUUUCCAAAUCUCUUCAGGAAGAAAUUCCAUUUCACAUGCCAUAGGCUUAAUCAUAUUCCAGUCUUCCCUGCCAAACCAUGUGGGGCUUCACUUACACUAGUAAACUGAGAAAGCCUGUUCUCUGGCUGGGCAAAGCACUGUCGUUGGCUAAUACCAUGCCAGGAAUCAUAUUUAUAAUUAGACAGCACAGACAGCUAUGGGACUGUGCUCAAACCCAUGCCCUUGCUCUUCUUAUGUUACUGGUAUAGCUCUAAUAUUUUAGUACCUUUACUCAUUACUGCCAUAUGUGUAGGAUGUAGGAAUUGUGUAAGUGAAAAAGAAAGUGCUGUGUUGAAAACUCUUUGUACACCUUUAACGAAGACUUCAGAGUGCAAUUCUUCUUAGUGAUAUCUAAACCUGUAUGUGUUCUCUUCUGCAGGAGUGGUUCAACAGCAGCUAAAAAAUGCUGAAUAACAAAAGAUGUGUUAAGUACAGCUCCUAGAACACCCACAGCCAGGCACUGUGCUCUUCUUAGCAGAGAACAGGGUGUUCUAAGUAAUGGAAGGAGAAAUUUCUAUCUCACACCAACCUUUUUUUUUUUCUUUUCAAUCACUACUACAUAACUGCAGAAAAAAACAGACCCAAUAGCCAAGGGAAAAAAUCACCACGAGCAGCUAGUGAAGUGCUAAUUGCUGAACCAUCUGGUGCAGCCCUUUUCCCCCUGUCCACACUCACACCAGCCUUCCCGUUCACCUCCUUCAGCUCCCUUAUGUAAACAGAUUUCAGUGAUGCUCACAGGUGCUAUUUCCAGCAAGGUUCUUCCAAAUUUUCCAUAGCUAAUGUCAAUGUCCCCUCCAUUCCUAUUACUAAGUGUUGCUUCUUUUAGUCUCACAGCCUAAACCAGUGAUGAGACAAGAAGUUUGUGCACCUCCUUGCUUAGGCUUAGUUUCAUGUACCCUUCAUGUACUAAGCUUAGGCUUAGUUUCAUGUACACAUUGCCUUCUGUGUGGUUAGUGUAAUUCUAAAAAUAGGAUUUGUGCAUAUUUCUGUGUAGGCUGUGUCCACACUCCAGGUUUCUUUCAGCGUAUUAGUCCACAGUGAUGAAUAAAAGAGCAUCUUUCCCUGUUGUUUCUGUCCUAAAACAUCAAAAAAUGAGGGUGUCAUGUUUGCAGAAGGAAAAAAGAAAUGUAGGGCUAUGUGUACAGAGCAUUUUUAAAGAAAGGAAUCACUAAAUUGUAGCAUUUGAACAUCUUCUGCAUGGGGGAGGGUUUCCAGCAUGGUAACUCUUAUUUGGUUGUUAUACUCAGUGGUUACUUUGGUGAAUAAGAAGAAAAUAUUGUGCCUUGCUGCUUUUCACAGGUUCACUCACUGUCUUUGAGAAGCAUGUUUUAUUAUACAUAUAAUUCUUUCUGCUGUUAGGUAUUAAACCAACUUUAAUGUGGAAAAUAAAGUGAAAACAUGCUGGUUUGGUCUUUCAGCCAGCAAACUAGGAGCACUUACCUGACUCAACUGAAAACACAUCAGUUGUCAAAUACAUACAUGAGUCAGAAACCACACAGUUCGGUUUAAAAGGCCACAUAAAUUAAUUAUGUUCCAUGUAUAAGACACAUUUGAAUAAUGAGGAAGUUUAUUCUAAGAACUGUUUUAUAGAACCACUUGGCUAGUAUUUUUCAUAUGCAGUAGGUUCAGGAAUAGAUUGACUUUUAUAUACAAUGUGAAUUAGAAGUUACUAGGCUAUUUGAGUGAUUUUGUUGUUUUGUGCUUGAAGCUUGAAUUGAUUGCAAGCUUAGGAACCUAACAUAUUUAUUUUAUUGCUUCAAAACUGCUUCUAAAUAUCAAGAUCUAUUCUGAUGUUAACAGGAUUUCACACUUUUUUUUUAUGUGUAAAUUAUGUUCUUGAAAUUAGUAUGUUAGAAAAGGCAUUUUUCCAAACUGCAUUAGUGGGGGAAAAUUUUAAGAAAUUUAUUUUUACUUUCACAGAGAGGUGGACUCUUCAGUAACUGACUAUCAAUAAGCUAUACUUUUACUUCCUUUUAAUUACUAAGCCUUGAGUAUACAGGUUACUUUCAAUGAAGAAAAAAAUCAGACUCUCUAGAAAAUUAAACGAGAUUUUGUAUGUUUAAGCUUCCAAGUUAUAUUUUCAUAUCCAUUUUUUGUGCAAGUACAGUUCAGAUGUACAAAAAGCAUGACUACAGUUUUAGUAGUAACAGGCUGUACAACUCAAAUUGAGGUUUUAUUUGUGAGAUGUUUAUUUUACUUUAUUAUCUAUCUGUGUCUUGCAAAUUAUUAGAUAAUGGCUGUAAUACAAUUCUAGUUUCUGGACUAGACUCUGUAACCAUCAAAUCUCAAUAAUUUGUGUAAAACAGAAAGAAGCUUUCUCAUCGAUUCUAAUUAACUAGGCCAUUAAAAGAAGAAAGAUGUAGACAUACAAACUGACAAAUAUACAUUUGCCAAGUGUUGCUUCUUCCCUUUAGUUUGAAGCUUAGCAAGUAUUGCAUACUGAUCUGCAAUACAUAUACAAUGUAAGAACCAUAAAGACCACUUAAGAGUAGUGUGCACAAAUAAUAUGAAAAAUGGCUCAUUAGACUCUUUGAGAAACCAGCUGAAAAUCAUUACUUUAGCUGUAACACUCAAAAUCUUGAAACUCAUACAUUUUUCCAUUAAAAAGUAUUCCUGAAAAAUUAUGUGUAUGUUUUUAAUUCAGUGAUAGGCACCCAAACAGAACUGAAUCAAGUGGGAGCUUGUUCUCAAAAGUGAUUUUUCCAGGCUGAGUAGAUACCAUCAGUUCUUCAUGUACUCAUCAGAAACUAAAAUUAACCAGCACCAUUCUUAGAUGAGCCUUUUGCUUUCUGGGCAGAAAAACCCGAGGCUGCUGUUAGUAAAGUUAGUAGAAAAUUGUCUUUGAGUUAAAAGUCCUGUGGAAGCUUCUGCAAUAUUCAGUUUUCCAGCUUUCAUCAAAAGACUGUGCAAAACAGCAAAGAUAAAUCAAAACUCCUUAACCAUAUGGUCUUUUCACCUUCACAUUACAUAUUUUGUCUGUUCUGGGAUAUAUUGAUGGGUUUUAUCCAGCCCAAUGUUAAUGAGACUUUUGCAAGGCUAGAGAAAGUAAAAAGAACUUCUACUAUUGUAUUUUGAUUGUUGGUGGUUGUGGUAGAGCAGAUUAUUUUUGUUUCCAGAAAGGGCCAGACAAAAUAUACUACCUUCUUUGAAAAAGAAGAAAAAAAAAAAUAAAGGUGCCCACAAACAGCUGACACUUGGUAAAGAUUAGAAAGGAGAUUUUUAAGAAACUGUGAGAGAUGUAAAUGCAAGCAAUGUGUAUUAAAUACACAUUGAAACUGAUACUUUUUCACUGACUUUGCAAAGUUGAUAGGGUUUUAUAGAAGAAAAGCAUCCAAGUAUGACUUUAUUUGAACUACCACUUAAAUGUUCAUUUGCACUAAAGCAACCUGUACUGUUUGAAAGGAGAUGGAAAAACACAUCAUGUUAAACUUGUGAUUUACUUUGGUGCCUACAAGGAUGUGUUGUAAAGCUCUCAAGCUCACUGUCCAUUUUUGAGCAAGCCAAAUUCUCAUUCACACUAUUUACUUUCUGCAAAUACAUCCACAUGCCUGAAGAAACUACAUUUUGUAGUGUUUACAUGGAUACUUGCUCACAUUGACAUGCUCAUGUUAAAUCCAGACAGGGGACAGUCUCUGCCACUGAAUGGAAAAUGAAUUUUCACCGACUGACAAAUUCCUUUGUACAAUUACUCUUAAGGGUUUGAAAUCAAUGUUCAGUGAUAUGGAGCCCUUCAUUUUAUUCCAUGUUUCACAUGUGCAUCAUGUUAUGCUAAUUCUCAGCCUUUAAAAAAAAAAGUAAAACCCUAUUUCUUUUAUGGUAGGAUUGAUUUUGAGUAGCUAGGUGAAGGAAGAACAUCAUGAUGUGAUGGAAAGAGAAAAAAACGGGCAGAGAGCAGGAGAGUUGGCAAGUGAGUUUGACUACAUGGAAGAGUUAUUUAUAAAUAUAAUAUAAACAUAAGGGAAAGACUUUGUUCCAGUUGUUUUGUUUUCUCCUGUCAUACAAGAUGAUAAAGCAAGACUCAUGAACGGGAUUUUGGUUUCAGAUACUUAUGCCAACUCAAGUCGUGAGUUACAGUGCACUUCUUCAACAUAGCAACAGCUUUAUUUUUUUCAUUUUGCAUAAGCUAGAGCUUUUUCUGGGUAGAUAUAAAAAAAAGUCUUGUGAGGGAGCUUGACAGCAGAUUAAGCUGUCCACAGAGACAGUGCCUGUAGUUCAGCUGCAGACACUGGAGAAUGUACAGCUCUGCCACAGGAGAACCACUGACAGUGUCUAUUAGUGUGAAGUGUUCUGCAUUAGAAGUUGACUCCUGCUGCAGAGUGAAAAUCCUUUGGUCAUCCAAAAUGGCAUGGUUUUGUACACUUGGAUUUUGAUGAGGCUAUCCACAUACAAGUUUUGCUGCAUCAGUUCAGGUGGUUCACCAUCUUACAGGAGCAAGUCUGAGGGCUUAGCAAGUGUGUCUGACACCCAGUGUAAAUAAUAAUGCAAAAUCAUCUGCCGUGGGAAAAGAAAAGACUUUUUGUACGUUGUAGACUAGGAAUGAGCUUUCUGAGCUGCUCUGCCAACUGGAGAGCUACUGUUAACUAUUAUUAUGCCAGCUCCAAAAAUGCAGAAUAGGAAGCCUGCAUGACACUUUGUUGUGUUCAGUCUGUGUGCAUGGGUGGCAGGGUAAGUGCUGGCACAGAGUGACUAAUUUUGGUCCUUCCAUUAAGCAUGAACAACUGGGCUUGGCACAGAGACAAACUUCACAGUUCCAGGGAUGGGAAACCUCUAAUUCUCCACAGUCGUUCUCUGGCUCUUGUUAAAUACAUAUACUGGUAGACCACUCAGCCAUUCAAGCAGUCCUUUCCUUAUGCCAGAUCAUCCUUCUGUGACACUGUGAAGGAAGCCUUGAGGAGUCCAUUCCUCAGCAGUUUUCCAGCUUUCCUGUUUCCUCUCACUGCAGCAGCAAUUACCUCUCAUUUGUAUUUGACCCUGAUGGUGCUUUCACUACCACUGAAGUAGCUGUGAGCUCAGUUACUGCCUUGUGACUCCAAGCUUCCAGUCUUGGCCAGCCAGUGAUUUGUACUCUAGUUUUUCCUUGCUUCUCAUUAGAAGCAGGGAAGUAGUACAGUAGAAUAUGGCAAAAUGUGUGCUACUUUCACACUUUUUCAUUCAAGCAAAGCAAUGAGCUGGAAUAGAUUAUAUUGAACAUAAUGUUCAGUUGAUCAGCAAAACCAAUUUUGGAUUCCGAAGAUCAUUGACUAAGUACAGAAGAUCCCUGAACAACUGUCUGUGAUGCACAUUUGUACAAAAACACACAAUGAUGCUCCUCUUAUACAGAAGCUUUUGAUGGAUACAAGACUAGAAGUGCCAGCCUCCAAGUGCCUGCUUACCCUGCUUCCCCUCACCUUCCCCAAGAUCACUAUUCCCAGGAAGAGAAUUCCUCCCAGCAUUGGGUGGAGCAACUGUGAAACAGUCCCCAGCUCUCGGGAUAGGUUGUGUUCAUGCAAGCUCAUUCCUUCCCUUUUGGCUGUGGCAGUGUAAAGUACAGAGCUCUGCCACAAGUACUAGGCACAAAGAGACCUUAAACAACAAAAUAGUCUCCUGAGGAAAAGUCUUCCCUGGAUCUUAAGGGGAUAGUAUGUUUACUGUUUCUAUGACAGUUGACUUCUACUUUUUGCAUUUUAAACAGCAGUGAUAUAAGAACUCCCCUAAGGAAACUCCCACUACACAAAAGGGACGAUACUGAAUUGUGGGCAUUCUGUGGGAAAAGACAAAAUGUUGUAUUCUGGGUAGAUUAUAUGUAUAUCAAACAAUCAUCUUUCAUCUGUGAUAGAGAAUAAUCCACCAAAGUGGGAUUAAAAUGUAGCCUGACUCUGCAGCAUGCUAGUUAAAUAAGUGUUUUUCUAGCAAGGCCAAAACCCACCAUGAUUUCUUGCAGGGACUUUGAGUCCCUUUUAAGAAAGAUGGCUGUAACCGUAGGUUGCACCUAUAACAAAAUGUACUUCAGAAAUUGGAUGCUGGGAAGACGUUUGUGGAUGUGAGGCUGUAGAAGGUGGCUUAUGUAAGCUCAGGGGGGAUGUGCUUGUGUGAAAGUAUUGGUUGCCAUGCACAUUUUGAACUGAAGUUAUCUAUCAGAACAUAAUCAUGAGUGCAGUAUCAUGAGAUUAGAGGUUUUUUCUCUUAGAUGUGUAGCAACCCUGUGGCGUUCCAGCUCUGUUUUGUUUUGAUUUGAUUUAUUUCACCUCUCCACUGCCAUUCCCCUUUCUGUUGUGUGUAGUAAAUUGAAAAGAAAAGCAUUACCUUAUAGUUUACCAUUUCAAAAAGAGAGAAGGCCAGCAGUUGGAAAAUCUUGAUCACUGUGGUUGUCAAUAUUAAGGGAAUCAUAAUGCUGAGUUGGAAGGGACCUGUCAGGAUCAUUGAGUCCAACUCCAAGAAUCACACCAUGGGCCUAAGAGUGUUGUCCAAAUGUCUCUUGAACUCUCUCUGAACCAGGCUUGGUGCUGUGACCACUUCCCUGGGGAGUCUGUUCCAGUACCCAGUCACCCUCUGGGUGAAAAACCUCUUUUUGAUAUCCAACUUAAACCCUCCCCAGCUUAACUUUGAGUCCUGUCACUGGUCAUGAGAGUGAAGUUGUUUAGUUCCAACAAACAGAAUUCAACAUCCACGGCAUCUGCCUUUCAUUAAGCGCUGUUAAAAACCUGUCAUUCUCCAUAGUGUUCAAAAUCUCUUUGCCAGGAGUUUAAACUCCCUUCCUACAGCCCAUUUGGAGUCACAGCAAUGUGAGCAAACAAAGUUUACAUUAUGAUGGUGCUUUUCAGUAAGAAGUGAGAGCCAGUUCCAGUUGACACAUGGACUGAAAGAGUCUCAAGGACUCUUAGCCAGGCACCAUUCAUAGGCAAGGCAGUCCCUUCUGCUAGGGCAAGAAACAGAUUUUAAAACACUUAAGAUAGGGAAAAUAUGAAGAUGCCAUUUAUUUUUCCAAUAGAAUCUGUUUUCUGCACAAUGCUGUAUCAUUUUGGCACUGAAACCAAGACCGCAGAUGAACAUUGAUUUGUUCCUUGCAGUCUUUAAUUUCCUUAUAAAUUCUUUACAAGCAUUCAGAUUAAUGUAUUUAUGGUCCAUUUCAUUCCAAUUCAUUUAAGUGGUCUAUAUCUGCCCUUGAAUCUCAUAUGAAUUGUAUUGUUAAUACAAUAUUUUGCUGCAUUACUUUGAACAGCUUUAAAAAUAUAAUGUCUUUGAAUGCUCUAGUUAAAGAGAAAUUACACCUUCAAAAUGCUGUGUUACAAGUUGGAACUGUAUACUUUGGAAGUGAUGUUUAUAUUAUAACGCCCAAAUGCAUCACAGGGUGCUUUCGUCUGUAUGUCUGUCUUCUACUUUCUGUGUUACAGUGUGUAUUUGUACUUCCUCACUAACUUGAUACUCUUCAGUCAAAGGCCUAAAUCUGCAAAGACAUGAAUACUAUACCUCAACUGAGCAGAGCAGAGGGGGCUUACUCAUGUGAGUGUAGUUGCUCACAAAGAGUAUUUGCAGAAAAAGGCUUUCCUUUAGGAACUGACUGUAAUUGUGAGGACACAUGGUUAAUAACAGCACCACGACACCAGUAAAUAGGGUCUGUGUUUAUUGAAAAUGUGGACACAUUUAUCUUCAAGUUAUUUGAUGUUAUUCUAAAUUAUUGUUAUUAUGAUUUAGUAUAUUAUUUUGUAUGAAAACACAUUAGUCCUGUGAAAGGGUAGUUGCAAAAAAAUGUGUUGAGUCUUGCUGCUUUAUUGUUUAUUUGCAUUUAGUAUACAUUUUGGUUGUUGAAGUGAAGCUAGCUUCUUAGAGAGGCAGGUAGAUAGAUCAGUCUGAAAAAAUCAUAAAUAAGUGUCAUACCGUGCAUUGAGUUUUGCAAUUAGAGUAGUAUAUGUGUUCAGAUUUAGCAAUUUUUAUGCUUUACAGAAUUUUUGUUUGUUUUAAUAUGUAAAGGAAUAACCAGAUUUCUUUGAAAUGCUAUUGUAGAGCUAAUUUUACACAUAGUGGGGAGAUGUUGUCUGAAAAACUAAAAUUAGAAAACAUUACAUAGGCUGCCUUUGGCUUUAGUUUGUUUGUAGAAGGCCCAGCAGGUAUCUGUUGAUUCCAGAUGCUUAAGUCAGGGGUCAAGUUUGCGCAGCAUCUUGUAACUGAAGAAAGUUUUCUGCAGUGAUAAAGUUGCCUAUCUGGGCUUGAAGUAAGAUUGCUGUCUAAACAAAAGCAUAGAGGCAGCAAAUAUAGGUGCUGGUUUGUUUGGGUGUUUUUUUGUGCAUGGACAAUUGCAUGAAUUAAGGUUGGAGAUUCAAAGUAUUUAAAAUUAUUUAGCAUGAUUUACUCUUGUUGUAAUUCCACUGACUACAGUUAAACCGAGAAUUUGGCCUUGUAAGUCUGCAAAUUUCAGUGUCAGGCAGCUCAGGUCUAUAUAAAGAUACUUAAGCUUAAGUAAAUCAACAAGAAUACUUUAUAAAUUGUAAUGUGUGAUAAAAAUCUUAACUCUAGUUACAUUAUUUCUCUAAAAAUUUCUGUUCAUUGCUUUUUUUAUAUAAAAGGUCAGAAUUGCAUUUCUUAGUGGCAUUGGGAUAUAUGGAGAAAAGCAGGAUGCUGGUACAGAAAUGUAUCAGAAAUAAGAUUCAGUUCUUGCUGCUCCAUGUGUGCCUAUCUUACAUGUGACAAAUCCCACUGAAGUUAACAGAAGUCAUAUAAAGUUAAGCCUGUUUGUAACUCUCAUGAGAUACUGGUUUAAGAAUCUUCAAGAUAAGUUAUGUUCUCAAAAGGCAUUAUUAAACUUGUGGUUUCAGGUUUACAGUAUACUAUGAACAGUGACAACAGCUUCUGAGACACAUCCAGAGUAAUUUUAUUAAUUGAUAUUACACCAGACCAACGUGCAUUAGCAAAUCAAAAUCUCUCUCAGUACCUUCAUUUCUCAUUAAAAAAAAAAAAUC